CUGUAAAUACAAUAUUUUUGGUUAUGGAAAAUAUAUUUAAUAGCGGUUCAGAUGGUACAAUGAUUCUUUACACUAUACUUGCUUGUUUUGUCACAAACAGAAAUUUGGCGAACUCUUAUAAUUUUUGCAACCAGGAGCCAUUUCUGCAUAGUGGAACCUAUAAGGUCUUAAGAGUACUUUAUGAUCAGAAUUACUUUCCAUAUUACCUGUGGGAUUUAUUUAGUGGGAAGAUAACAUUAGCAAUUUUUAUAUUGUUUGGAAUGAUUUGACUCUAUUUUAUCCUGAAGAAGGCACAGUGAUGCUGAAAGGUUUGUGUUUUUUUUUUUUACCCAUAUGGAGUGUGCGACCCUUUGUUUUUAUACCCUAUUUUCUUCUAACAGGAAAUCCAGAUGGCAGCCAUUUUAUUAAAAUAUCAGUCCUGGUUGAUUGACAGGCUUCCCAGACUGCCUUCAAUCUUUAAAAUAGUCCUUAAGGUAGAAAGUAUUAGUGUACCAAGUUUGAUACUUGUAUUAUAAAAUUGUACAACCAUUGAAUGUGUCCACUGGACGAUAUUGCGUGGCAGCAGAAAGAUGACCACCAAACCAAACUGUCACCCUCAACAGGCAGAAGAAUAAGGUUUCAAUAAUUAAAUGUUUAAAAAACAAUAGUGUAGUAUGCAGCUUUCUGAAGAAGCAACAUCAUGGGUAUUUGUGUGCGUGCGGGCACGCGCGCUUAUCUAUCACUUUGUGUUGUCAGUUGGAGACAAGCUACUGAUGUUACUGCUAGUGUCUUAUAAGUAGAUAGAAAGGCUUUCCCACUAAUAUUCUCAAUUAAAUGUUAACUACAAAGUAUGCCUACCUGGCAGAAUGAUAUCAUGAUUAUUAUUUGUUUCAAUUGGGAGGGGAUUUGUUUUGCAAACUGCCAUCGCAGUAGCCUACAGAAACAUCGCUCGCAUUCCGCCAGUGUCAAAACGCAACCAGGACUCUUCAGCCUUGUCACUGAAAGAUAGCCACACUUGUCUCAUGAGAGGAAGAAUGCAUUAUUUUUUAGAAGUGAGACCUUUAGUGUGAUGUAGAUAGCCUAAAUGUGAUGCUAAUAAAAUGGGUAUUGAUCAGUAAAAUGUACAUCAGCACUCAGCAGUGCCACAGUACACAUAUACCUGUGCAAAAUCCUCUCACGCCCUCUCACAAACUCCCUUAAAUUCAAAUAAUGUAUUGCUCUGCUGUAUGUGUCAAUAGGGCAUUUAUUAAGGUAAUAAUUUCAAAUGAAUUAUUAAUAACAAACAUAGCACUUGAUAAGUUUCCUGUUAUUAACCUGGACUCGGUCUUGUGGUGGUAUCUAUCAUCUGUCAUUGUUGCUGGAGCAGGAAGUGGAACUCUUGACACGUAGUUUAUUAUUAUAUGUAGUGGUUGCACUGCAUAGCCCAUAGACACAGCCCAAGAGAAGUAUUGUCUUUGUGAAAGUCAGACAUGGAAGCGAGAAUACAUUUACCCAGCACCACUUCCUCCUCUCAGCCAGCACCAGAUCAUGUAACUGUUUCAUACCUGUCAAAGGACCAUCACUUUGGUUUGCCUUUUGUUCUGCCGUCGGUCUGAGCAGAACAUAUUGGACGAACAUUUGGUUUGGCAGUGGAUCAGUAUGUGUGGAAGAUGUGCAUUCAGGCUUUCUCUGCUUCUGCUGGUGUGGUGUGUGUGCACAGCCUUAGAAGAGAUUCAAGUGAAAACAUUGGAAACAGGAGCAGAUUUGAGCACUCCUGCCUGUCCAAACCAAACCAUUCAUAACAUGACGUAUGUAAUAUGUAAGAUAGAUAGAGGGAAAAGUGGUGGGAGUGAGUGUCAAGUGUCUCUUCGGUUUGGCCAAAAUGGUACAGACAGCACUUGUGACCCCAGAGUCACACUACAGAUAAAGAGUGGCGGAGUAUUGCUACACAUCACCAACAUACAACCAUCUGAUGAAGGGAACUACACCUGUGAGUGUGUAUUUAAUGGAGGAACAGAUAUUUUGCAUCUCAAUAUUUCUGUCAAUGGAUCCCAUGUCACAAACAUCCUUUCUUUCCAACGUCCUUUCAAUGUCAUGAUAAUAACCGCCUUUGCAGGAUUUGUAGCCGUCGUGGUCCUUGUUGGAAUAAUCAGGAGGAAAUGUAAUGUCAAGUCUUCUGUUCUUUUACACAGCAGGAGAACACAGCAGAAAGCGGUGUACACCUUUAAGGAGGUGGAGCAACAGGACAUUGAGCCCUACAGCACGUUCACAAGGAGAGACAAUGGGCUUUACUCAACUCUGCAGCUGCCACCUAACCCCUGACCUCUGGCACCAUUGACAACAGGGAAUUAGACACCUUUUUCUAUCACUAGGGGUUAAAUACUAUUUCACCAGCCCUGGAUAUACAACUGUACAGUAUGUCCAUUUACUGUAUAUAUUGAUUACUGUAAUGCCCCUAUUUUUACAGCUGAUACGCCGACUUAAUAUAAUUGUAUUGAUUGGUUACUGACACCUGGCUGAAUAGGUCCUGUACUGUAGAUCGUCUUCUGUUGCUGUAAAUAUCAGCACUUACUGUAUGAAUCAUGCACAUUAUGUUACGUAGAACCAAUGUUCCUGUGGACAGAUGUGAUCAUGUGCAUUUUCUCCAGGUGUCAGUGUAUUGGAUUGGUAAAAGAUAUUCCCUGCAGCAGUAGAGAUUUACAGUCAUCAUCACAACACGCUUCGUGAUGAUGUAUUGUCCUUGCUUUCAAUGUUCCAUCUCCAUGUAUCAUGUAGGCCUACAUGAAUUACAUGUUCAGGUGAAGAGAUGUAACGACAAAACUAAAGCAUUCAUUAAAACUUCACUUCCAAACAGA
Oncorhynchus keta (chum salmon) is the source of this 2813-nucleotide messenger RNA. RefSeq lists its product as uncharacterized. Lineage: Eukaryota; Metazoa; Chordata; Actinopteri; Salmoniformes; Salmonidae. The coding region runs from base 1618 to 2280 and encodes 220 amino acids. The record is from RefSeq and is a predicted model, not a curated record. The transcript is spliced from 5 exons.